Parastagonospora nodorum SN15 is the source of this 2202-nucleotide messenger RNA. RefSeq lists its product as hypothetical. NCBI's taxonomy places the organism in Eukaryota, Fungi, Ascomycota, Dothideomycetes, Pleosporales, Phaeosphaeriaceae. The record is from RefSeq and is a predicted model, not a curated record. Bases 1 to 2202 code for a protein of 733 amino acids. Gene Ontology annotation, molecular function: protein binding; ribonucleoprotein complex binding. Gene Ontology annotation, cellular component: preribosome, large subunit precursor; PeBoW complex. The transcript has 2 exons. Gene Ontology annotation, biological process: maturation of LSU-rRNA from tricistronic rRNA transcript (SSU-rRNA, 5.8S rRNA, LSU-rRNA); ribosome biogenesis.
AUGUCUGUUAAUUCGCGCAAGAGGAAGGUAGCGACAAAGGCUGCGCCUGUACAGAGCAGCUCGGAUGAAGAACUGGCGGAUGGUCUGCUCGAUGGCAUCUUGUCGCAUUCGGAAGACGAGUCGGAAGACGACCAGGAUGCAGAGGAUACCGAUGCGAGCAGUGUGAUCGAGGGGUUAUCGGACGAGGAUUUUGAAGACGAAGAAGAUUCAGGCGACGAGGCCGAAGAGAUUCGCAAGCAGAUGCGAAAUCUCAACACCUCCGGAGGCUCACAGCAGCGCAAGACAAGACAGCCAGCGCAUGAAAGACUAGACGACGGCGCAGAUGGCGAGUUGGAAGGAGAAGAAGACGAGAGCUUAAAACCAAACUACACUGUCACGACCGAUGCGCAUGGUCAGGUCCGUUACCUGUACAAAGAAAUCGACCCCGUCUACGAGUCCGACGAUUCCGAUGCUGAGGCGACCAACACGAUUGGAAACAUUCCUCUGACAUACUACGACGAAUACCCACACAUUGGCUAUGAUAUCAAUGGAAAGAAGAUCAUGCGACCUGCGAAGGGCGAGGCCCUCGAUGCGCUCCUGGACAGCAUCGACAUACCCAAGGGAUGGACUGGCCUGACGGAUCCUCAGACAGGCAAACCAUUGAAUCUGUCAGAGGAAGAGCUAGACGUACUGAAGAGGUUGACUAGAAAUGAAGUUGUAGAAGAUGGCUAUGACCCCUAUCCCGAGAUGGUGGCAUACUUUUCUGGAAAGCAGGAGAUCAUGCCCUUGAGCGCUGCGCCAGAGCCGAAACGACGAUUCAUUCCUUCCAAGCACGAAGCCAAGCGCGUCAUGAAGAUUGUGAAGGCGAUCAGAGAAGGCCGCAUUAAGCCGUAUAAGGCGCCGGAGGAGCGGGAAGAAGAUGAGCAGAUUUCGUAUGAUGUUUGGGCAGAUGAAAAGCCUCGUCCUGAGCACUCGAUGCACAUACCUGCCCCCAAGCUACCUCCACCAGGGUACGAGGCGAGCUACCAUCCACCGCCGGAGUAUUUACCAGACAAGGCCGAGGAAGAAGCAUGGCUGCAAGCGGACGAGGAGGAUCGCGAGAAGGACUUCCUGCCCAAAAACUACGAAGCAUUGCGCAAAGUUCCCGGGUACGAGACGUUUGUCAAAGAGCGUUUCGAGCGCAGUCUGGAUCUAUACCUGGCACCUCGAGGUAUAUUCGUUGCCAGUGGAGGCGAUGAUGGAUAUGUGCGCAUAUGGGAGCUUCUGACCGGCCGACAAGUAUGGAAUGCGAAAUUGUCAGACGAGGAAGCCGUCGAUGCUGUACAAUGGAGACCUACCAAAGAUGCUUCAGUCCUGGCUGCUGCCUCCGGAGAGCACGUCUACCUGAUUGUUCCCUUUACGCUUUUGUCUCCCGACGUCGAACAAUCUAGUCGCGAUGUACUGGACGCAGGUUGGGGUUACGCAACUUCGAAACCCUCCACGGCAGCCAAUGGCGAAGCCCCGAAGCAAUCACCCGGGAAGUGGAGUCGCCCUGGUAGCCGCAUGGAGAAUAAGGGAAUACUGGUCCAGAUUGAAGUUCGUUCCGCCGUCAAGAUCAUCAACUGGCAUAGGCGAGGAGACUACUUCGCCACAGUUUCUCCUCGGGGACAAAGUACUGCAGUAGCCAUACACACAGUCUCGAAGCACCUGACUCAACUCCCAUUCCGUCGCCUCAAGGGAAUCGCUCAGACCGCGCAAUUCCACCCUUCCAAAGCCAUUUUCUUCGUUGCCACGCGCAAUACUAUCCGCAGCUACGAUCUCGCGAAGCAAGAGCUUGUCAAGAUCCUGCAACCUGGUGCCAAGUGGAUCUCAUCCAUCGACGUCCACCCCGGCGGAGACAACAUCAUCGUAGGCACUUACGAUAAGCGACUCCUGUGGCACGACUUGGAUCUCUCAAACAAGCCUUACAAGACUCUGCGGUUCCACAAGGAAGCCAUCCGAGCUGUCAAGUUUCACCAAGGAGGUCUGCCACUCUUUGCGGAUGCUAGCGACGACGGUAGCUUGCAAAUCUUCCACGGCAAGGUCGUGGACGAUCUCAUGGAAAAUGCUACUAUUGUGCCAUUGAAGGUGCUUCGGGGUCACAAGGUCAAGAGCAGGUUGGGUGUGAUGGAUCUGGACUGGCAUCCCAGGGAGCCGUGGUGUGUUAGUGCUGGAGCUGACGGGACGCUGAGACUGUGGAACUAG